This is a messenger RNA of Striga asiatica, 1229 nucleotides long. NCBI's taxonomy places the organism in Eukaryota, Viridiplantae, Streptophyta, Magnoliopsida, Lamiales, Orobanchaceae. The record is from the annotation of a GenBank genome assembly.
AUUUGGAUGCUUUUGAAAGAGCUGCUUCUGCGAAUGACUCAACGGACAUCCAAUUCGACCAACACUCUUGCAACCUUAUGCCUCGUACCCAUGGCAGUAGCUUCAUCCACGCGAAGAGGGGGCACUUACCCUUGUUUACCAGACACCAGCCAUUUGUGCUUGGAACAAUGGCAAUUCUUGCAUACUUUGAGCCCAAAAUUGACACAAGGAAGAGGAACUUGUUUGGAUACAUCCUUUUCUGCAUAAGCACAUUCAGACUUUUAGUGAUAGAGUUAGCCACAUCGGGAAAAGGAGGGAUCGGAAAUUACAUCAGCAUUUGUGCUUUUGUUGCCUCUUUUGGAGUAGCGAAUGCAUUGAUUCAGGGUGGGCUAAUCGGCGAUCUUGCUUUUAUGUGCCUUGAAUUCUUUCGUUUUUUUGCCGGUUUGGCUGCAUCGGGAGCUUUAACUUCUGGCUUGAGGCUAAUCACUAAGGCAGCUUUUGAUAAAACAGAAAAUGAUCUUCGUAAGGGAGUAAUCAUGUUUCUUGCCAUCUCGACAUUUUUUGAAUUUAUAUGUAUUUUCCUCUACGCAUUUGUGUUCGGGAAUCUACCGAUUGUGAAGAACUUCCGAAAAAAAGCAGCCUUGGAAGGGUCCAAAACGGUCUCGGCUGAUCUUGCAGUCACGGGUAUCCACACCUCGGAUGGCAAAAUUGUAAAAAAUCAGCUUUUAAAACCCACAUAUCUUCGAUUGGUAGAUGAUCCUAAACAGGCACGAUUAGGCAACAAAGAGCUGCUACUUCAGAACAUUGAUUAUGCAUUGGACCUUUACUUGAUAUUUAUUUUCCCUGGGUUCUUAUACGAAAACACGGGAAACCACCAAUUGGGAUCUUGGUAUGCAGUGGUUCUCAUAGCAAUCACUAUACAUUCCCCUUAUCGAUUGCCUAAAUCUCAAAUCCAGAAAGGGCCUCAUGUUCACGUGCCUGUCUCGAUUCUUUCUCAUCCUGUGUUUUUACUUCACGGCAAAAUAUGGAGACCAAGGAUGAAUGAUAUUUUUGGCGUCUUUUAUGGGACUCACAAACGGAUAUUUAGCGGUCUAUGUGCUGACCGUGGCUCCCAAAGGGUACAAGCACCCGAGCAAAAUGCGUUGGGCAAUUUGUUAGUAGUUUACUACUUGCCGGGAUAUUUUCAGGCGUGGCGCUCGACUGGCUUUGGAUCAUUGGCAACGGUUCAUUCUAGGAUAAACACUAAAGAC